AUGCAGAGCAAGUCGCCGAUGGAUGGUCAAAAAGGGAACGAGGCGGCCAACGCGCAACAGCAAUUGAAGAAGAAAAGUCCUGAAGAGCUGGCCCAGAUGGCAAUCGUCAAUCGUGCAUUUUCCGCGGAGUCCGCCGACGAGCCGCCGCCAGCACUCGGACAAAAACGAUCGGAAUCCACAUUGGAGCCGUUGAAUAAUCAGUUGAAGUCGGUGCCACUGGUGAAGGCGUUCAACUCGGCGGAGAAUCAAUUGGAUCAAAAAAAUCAGAAGAAGAAGUGA
Molecule: messenger RNA, 279 nt
Organism: Caenorhabditis remanei
Lineage: Eukaryota; Metazoa; Nematoda; Chromadorea; Rhabditida; Rhabditidae
Exons: 2
Coding region: 1-279 (92 amino acids)
Source: RefSeq, a predicted model, not a curated record